UGUAGGUGAUGAUGGCGGAAGGAGAGCAGCGUUGAGUUGUCUAUGAGUUUUUAUUCUAACUGUAGAAACCUCUGCUACAUCGUUUCUCUCCUCCUAAUCAUCUCCCGAGACGAUGGGAAAUGAAGGCAGCAUCGAGGGAGAGGGCCAGCCGGGACAGCCCGGCUCCACUGUUCCUUCUGCGAGUGCUCCAUCUUCCAUUUCAGCACCAGCGGGCUCUGGACAGCUCAUCAAGCCCAGCAAUGGUGCGCCUACAGGAGGUACAGGGGCCGGACCCGGCCCGGGGAUUAACAGCGUCUCUGGAAGACCCCCCCAGCCAGACUCUGGGUCCAGCCCCAAGGCGGGGGUCCAGACUGGGCCUGGUACAGGGGACCGCCUGGCAUCCCAGGGGGAGCAGCAGGGCCAGGGCCACGCCGCCCGUAAGAACCUCCAGGUGGACGUGGGUAGUAGCCGGAUGGGACGUUCCCCGUCGGUGUCCCCCGCCAUCACCCCCACCUCCCCCUACUCUGUGCCCCAGAUUGCCCCCAUGCCCAGCAGCAAGCUGUGCCCCGUCUGUAAGACAGCUGACCUGACAGGCACCACGGAGGACAACCAGCCAAACUGCAGCACCUGCACCCAGUGCCGAUCCAUGGUGUGCAACCAGUGUGGCUUCAACCCCAACCCGCACCUCACCGAGGUCCAGGAGUGGCUGUGUCUGAACUGCCAGAUGCAGAGAGCUUUGGGAAUGGACAUGGAGACACCUCGCUCCAAGAGCCAGCAGCAGAUCCACUCUCCGUCCCACCAAGCCAAACUAGAGCCCAUCUCUGAACCUCAAACUCAGCCCCCACCCCAGCCCCAGGUCCAACCCCAGCCCCAGGCCCAACCUCAGCCCCAGCCCCAGCCCCAGGUCCAACCUCAGCCCCAGGUCCAACCCCAGCCCCAGGUCCAACCUCAGCCCCAGUCCCAAGCCCCACCUCAGGCACAGCCUCUAACCCAGCACCAGGCUCCGACACAAGCCCAGCCCCCACCAGGCCCUAACAGACAGACUGGUCCAGGCCCAGGCCAGACCCCUCAACAGCAGAGAGGUCCAGUGGGUCCAGUUCCAGCCCAGGGUCAGGGUGGGGCUCGUCUCCCCCCAGGAGCCAUCCCUCUCCCAGGCAUGGCCAAAGCCCCGUCCCAGCCUGACCUCCGUGGCUCUCCCGCCCACCAGCCCCUGCCCCUCCGCCAGGACCACACCCGCAGCGCAGGGAGCUCCCCAUCCCGCCAGCCCCCGCCCCCGGCCGCCGCUCCUGAGCAGACCUUUGGAAAGCUGUUUGGAGGCUUUGGUGGCUUCGGUGCGUCCCUCCUCAACCAGGCCAGCACCCUCAUAUCAGUGGACCCGGUACCCACCCCGCCCCAGCAGCAGCAACAUCCCCCCAAACCUGCCCCUAAACCAGCUGGACCCCAAGAACCUGCAGCUGGGGCAGGGAAACCACCAGGACCCCAUCCAGGCCAACAGGGCCCCCAUGCACCCCAACGGGGACCCCAUGCACUCCAUCAGGGACCCCAUGCACCCCAACAGGGACCCCAUGCACCCCAACAGGGAACCCAUGCACUCCAACAGGGACCCCAUGCACUCCAACAGGGACCCCAUGCACCCCAACAGGGAACCCAUGCACCCAACAGGGCCCCCAUGCACCCCAACAGGGCCCCCAUGCACCCCAACAGGGACCCCAUGCACCCCAACAGGGCCCCCAUGCACCCCAACAGGGCCUCCAUGGACCCCAACAGGGACCCCAUGCACCCCAACAGGGACGCCAUGCACCUUCCCAGCAGCAGGAUAAAGGUGCCUGCUGUCCCCUGUGUAAGACAACUGAAUGUGGGCGUGACUGCCCAACCACCCAACUACAACACCUGUACCCAGUGCCACGCCCAGGUCUGCAACCUGUGUGGAUUCAACCCUGCACCGCACCUGGAGAAUAAAGAAUGGCUCUGCCUGAACUGCCAGACCCAGAGAGCUUUGUCUGGGGCCCUGGGAGAUGCUCCACUUCCUGUUCCUCAGCCAAUGGGAUCCCCACGGCACUCAGCCCCAGCCAAUCAACAACAGCCUCAGCAGAGAGGGCCCAAUCAGCAGGCAGGGCUAUGGCCCACUGAUCCUCAACAGCAACAUAAACCACUGGGUGCCCAAGUAAGUGGCCCUCCUUUCUCCCCUGCCAAACAGAGCAAGGGGCCUGCCCAACCCUCCCCUGCCAAGGUACAACCCUUCCCAGGUAAGAGUGCGCACUCCCCUGCCAAGGGUGCACCCUCCCCCACUAAAACAGCAUCCACCCCUGCUAAGGGCACACCCUCCCCUGCCAAACAGAUAGGACCCACUGCCCAGAGCAAGGGUACUGCCCAGCCCUCCCCAGCCAAGGGUGCACUGUCCUCUUCUAAAACAGCAUACACCCCUGCUAAGGGCACACCCUCCCCUGCCAAACAGACAGGACUCACUGCCCAGAGCAAGGGUUCUGCCCAGCCCUGCCCUGUUAAAUUUGCAUCCACCCCUACCAAGGGUGCACCCUCUCCUACUAAGAGUGCACCAACUCAACCUAAACCCAACAAGCAGGCCGGUAAACAGCAGCAGGGCCAGGAUAAAACUAAAUUUGUCCCCAAAGCUCAUAAGGAAAAUGAAGCCAAAGCCUCGCCCAAGAAGGGAGCACCUGAAGCCAUCACCACAUCACAUGAUGAAAAGAAGAAACUCGUUGAAGAUUCACAGAAGUCAAAACACCAUGACGAUUCCAACAAGUCCAGCACGCAGAGCCUCAGUGACACGGGAUACUCCUCAGAUGGGAUCUCCGGCUCCGUGGGCGAGAUCACAGGCCAUAUCCGUGAGGAUCCGGGGUUAAAGCUGAGUGAACGUAGCCUCUCCAGCCCCUCUGAGAUCACUAAGCUAGAGAGCUCCAUGCGGCCACUGCUAGAGUCCAGGUCCAAGACUGCUACAGACCAGGGUGGGGAGAACAAGUCUGACGGGGAGGUGUCGGACGAUCUCAGCUCCAAGCUGCGGCACGACUAUGUGGAGGACAGCAGCGAGAGUGGUCUGGCCCCCUUACCGCCCAGGCAGAAGAAGUCCCAUAAAGAAAUGACAGAUGAAGAGUUCAUGAGGAGGAAGAUCAUGGAAAUGAGCGCUGACGAGGACGAGAUGGAGGAGGAGGAAGGGUACGGCUACCAGAAAACGAAAACCAAAAAGGAUUUGGGGAAGGAGAAACGACGCAGCCUCACCCACCAUUCCAGUAGUUUUGAGGAGGACACCAAGGGGGUAGAUGACGAAGAAGAUGAAGGUAUGAUGGCUUCCCAAGGAGGCCUGCGGCGGUUUAAGACCAUUGAGCUGAACAACUCAGAGCAUGACCUCAGAGAGCCAGAGCUGGAGAUGGAGAGUCUGACUGGAUCACCAGAGGAGCGGUCGAGGGGGGAGUAUUCAUCCACCCUUCCUGCCACAACUCCCAGUUACACAUCUGGCACGUCCCCUACCUCCUUGUCCUCUAUGGAGGAUGACAGUGACAGCAGCCCCAGCCGCAGGCAGAGACUGGAGGAAGCCAAGCAGCAGAGGAAGGCUCGCCACCGCUCCCACGGCCCACUCCUGCCCACCAUUGAGGACUCAUCCGAGGAAGAUGAGCUGAGAGAAGAAGAGGAGCUUCUGAGAGAGCAGGAGAAGAUGAGAGAUCUGGACCUGCAGAGGAUCCGCAGUACAGCCAGGAAAACCAAGAGGGACAAAGAGGAGCUAAGGGCCCAGAGACGUAGAGAGAGAUCCAAGACUCCCCCCAGCAACCUCUCGCCCAUCGAGGAUGCCUCCCCGACAGAGGAGUUGAGACAGGCAGCGGAGAUGGAGGAGCUCCACAGAUCCUCCUGCUCAGAGUAUUCCCCUUCCAUGGACUCAGAGGCAGAGAGCUUUGAAAUGAUGAGCUCCAAGCUCUACAAGUCAGGAAGCCACCACAACCUACCCACCUUCAUGUCUCUCUACUCCCCCACUGAAAAACAUACUGCCACUUCACCGUUGGACAAGACACUGAAAAGUGCAGAGGAGGUGUAUGAAGAAAUGAUGAGGAAAGCAGAGAUGCUGCAGCAGAGACAGCCCGGAAGGCCAGGCCAACAACAAGGAAGUCCGCAAAGGCAACCGGCUGGAGCACCUCAGCCUAGCAGCAAACAACAUCUAGGCACUGGAGCACCUCUAACCCCUGGCUCCAGCCCCACACAAAUCUCUGCACCUGUUUCCUUCUCCCCAAACGACCCACAUGGGGCUGGAAAAGGGUUCCCACCAGGAAUCAGUGUGACACAGCAUCUAUCGAAAGAAACCCAAGACCGGAUGAGGACGCAGACUGCCAAAAUAGGGGGUGUUAUCCCCCCAGUGGCUGGAAGACCAGGUCCUCUGGGACCAGCACAGGGGGCGCCUCCUCCUGACUCUGGAGCGCCCUCCAUCGCAUCCUCCCUCUUCUCCUAUUUCAAAGGCCCCAGUCCUCCUGUUUCCCCUUCCCCCUCUCCCUCACAGAGUCCCACUCAUUCCAUGUCCCUACGACCUACAGGGCCUGGGGUGUCCCCACAAGAUUCUCAGCCUGGCGCUGGUGGCGCAACCUCCCCAGUACCACCGCAACCACAUGGAGCCCAGAUGCCUCGAAGAACAACAUCGCCAUGCCUUGCAAGACAAGAGUCCUCCUCCGACUCACCAGUAAUGGGGAUAACGCUGGGCUCUAAGACCACCACCAGUCCUGCCAGGCCUCUGACUGUAAACUCCUCCACUUCUCCCCUGUCCUCGCCAACACAGGCUAUCCGUCAACCCAUGUAUCAGCAAUAUAUUCCUUCAACAAGCUAUCCAACGUCCCCACAAAUGCAUCUAUCGCAACAAUCCCCUCAACAUGGUUUACAGAGGCCCCAAAAUGCAGACAGGGUUAAUAUUGGUAUAAGCAUGACAAUGACAACCACAGCUACCACAUACAGUCGUGGGUCAGUAUCAAUGGAAAAUAUCUCCCUAUGUAGGAUCUCCAAUGUCCCAGGUACCUCUAGGGUCGUAGAGCAGGGCCAAAUGAAAAUGCGUCCGACUAGACCUGCAUCAGUAGUGGACCUGAGAGCAUCAAUGAAGGCCGCCCCAAUCAUCAUGACAGACCAAGGCAUGGAUCUAACAUCUCUGGCAACUGAUACAAGAAGGUAUUCCCUCGAUGCUGAACAACCCCACAACCAUCACAAAUCGGUGCAGCCACUGAAUGCUGCCGUGAACCUGAAUGCACAAGAGCAGCCGCACGUUUCGGUGUCCACUCCAACAACAGUCAGUGUCACCGUGGCAGCCUCCAUGUUUAUAUCUCAGCCGAAGGGGCAUCCAGUGAUUUACGGAGAUCCCCUGCAGUACAGUAUGGUUCUGGGGCAAGGCGUUGGGUCAGCAAUGUGUCUUACACAAACUAAGCCACCCAUUACUGACCCGUCCAUUCCUAAGAUUGAUGCGUGUCUGGAGGAUCUGGGCAUCCAGCAGCAGCAGCUCCAGAUGCAGCAGCAGAAGCUCCUACAGCAACAACAGCUCCUCGAGCAGCAGCUCCAGCAGCACCAGCAGUCUUCCUUUGCUCGCUAUAACCUAGUGAACCAGGUCCAGCCGCUGUUGCUUAAGAAAGACCUGGUGGUUAGCCAGACGAGCAGUGGCAGUGCCCAGCCUGUGGUCAGUGUGAUUCCUAGAGUAUCUCCCAUGCCGCCCCAGCCAGCGUCUCUAGUUCUACCUCCCUCUAACAAUCAUCAUGACUAUGGUCAGAGUGGGCUUGCCUUGGAGUUGAAGAACAAGCCCACAGUUAUGAACCUGUCUACUGGAAAGCCCCAUGUCAUGAUGGUCCAACUGGAAGAUAGCAAUGCAUCUCAGAUGACCACUGUGACUCAGCUGGUCAAAGACCCUCCUCCUCCCCAGGUCCUGGAUCUCACUGGUGGACAGAUACAGAAACCAGAGAACCAAGUGGCUUGUUGUGACGUUGUUUACAAGCUACCCUUUGCUGGUAGCUGUGCAGAUAAUUUAACUCAGAAAAAUUCUUCCACUGAAUCUUCCCAAGUCACUCUUCCACCCCCUGCCCCACACUACAGUGUAGGCCAGCAGAAACAACAACAGCCACAACAACAGCAACAACAACAACAACCACCACCACCUGGUAAUAAUGGCUACCAGGCAGCAAGCAUGCAAGGAGCACCAGAGGAAGGUAAACCGAUGCAGGGAGUCCCUCUAUACCCUAUACCCCUUGGAGGCAGGCUUCAACCUUCCAUGUCUGACACCAACCUGUCUAAUACAGGUCUUCAGUACUAUCAGAGGACUGACCCUGGGGACCUGGCAGUGGAUCUGAGCACCAUGAAUCAGGCCUACGAAGGAGGAUAUCUUGGCAUGGGUGCACAAUACGGAUCCUACACAGACUUAAGUCAUCAAGGAGACGUUGCAGGUCCUCCCUUGCCCCUGCGAAGGUACGGCUCCAUGUCCAACAUCAACCAAGACUAUGGCUAUGGUCAGGCAGGUUUCCCGGACGCCAACCUGGCACAGUAUAGUGCCACCACUGCCAGGGAGAUCAGCCGAAUGUGUGCAGCUCUGAACUCUAUGGACCAGUUCGGUCAACGGUACAGCAACCCUGAGAUGAUGCAGUAUGGUUCUGGAAGUGGCGCAGGGCCUGCAGCCAGGCUCAACCUACAGCAAAGCUUAGCAUCAAUCCGAGCCAACCUACUCUAUGGCCCUGAUGGGAGGCCCACUGCACACGGCCAAGCCCUAACCAAUCUGAUCAAUGCCAGACAAGCAAGCAUACAGGCUUUAUAUCCAUCUGCAAUGAGAGGAGCUGACGGUAUGACAUAUUCCACCAUCAACACCCCAAUAGCCUCUACUUUGCCAAUAACCACCCAGCCCUCCUCUGUUCUGCAACCUAUGCCACAAGGAAUAUACCGACCUUACCCUGCAGGCGUGACCGCUGUACCACUGGCGAGCCUCACCAGGUUGCCUCAUAUGACCCCAAAGAUGCCUCUGUCCACACAGGGACAUUACGGUUACCCUCCUCCCAACCAGUUCCCUACAACGGCUGGUGUUCCUGGAAGUGUACCUGCCACGAGCACCUCCACCCAAAAAGCUCCUGUCUACCUUGGGAAGCCUUCUGCAGCCGUCUCUGUGCACACGGCUGCAACCUUACCAUUGGCCCAGCCAAUUUCUCAUAUGGGUGGACAAACUACUGCAAUGCCAAUUCAGUCUGCAGUAGUCCCUGCAAACCAACAGACCCCCCAAACUCAAAUCCAAGCGCAGAAUGUUAGGACACACCCUCAUACUCAAACUCAAAUGCAAGUCCAAAUGCAGCAACAAAUACAGUCCCAAAUACAGCAACAAAUACAGUCCCAAAUACAGCAACAAAUGCAAUCUCAAAUGCAACAACAAAUAGCAACUCAAACUCAAGCUUCAUUUCUGACUCAAACCCAGUCCCAGCCUAUAACUCAGCCUGCUCCACAGGCUCUAGUGCAGCCCCAUCUGCAGACCAUUCGCCAGAUUGCUUCUACUGCAGCAGCCAGCACCACCAUCACCACUUCGGUCGACCCAGAGCUGGAAAAGGUAGAGGAGCGUUUGAGACAGCAACAGGAGCAGAUGCUGCAGAUGGAGCGAGAGCGUGUGGAGCUGGAGAAACUUCGGCAGAUGCGCCUGCAUGAGGAACUAGAGCGAGACCGCAUGGAGCUCCAGAGGCACAGGGAGAAAGAACAAAUGCUGGUGCAGCGCGAGAUUCAGGAGCUGCAGACCAUCAAACAGCAUGUCCUGCAUCAGCAACAAUCAGAGAGGGAGACCCAGCUGGUCAUGCAGAGGGAACAGCUAUCCCAGCAGAGGAUGCAACUGGACCAGAUCCAGUCACUACAGCAGCAGCUCCAGCAGCAGUUGGAGGAGCAGAAGAGGCAGAAGACUGCAGUGGUGGAGGCAUCAGCUGCGGCCGCAGCAGCCGCUGCAUCUGCAGCAGCCACUUCCACUCAAGGUGCCAUACAAGGGGUAGUAGUCGGAGGAAUAACCCCUCAAGGUGCCAUACAAGGGGUAGUAGUCGGAGGAGGAGGAGGAGGAACUCAAGGUUUCAUCAUCUGUGACCAGAGUGGUAGGGUGAUUCAACAGGAUGGCCAAAGUGUACAGUUCUGGCAACCCCACAUGGAAGGGCAGGUGGUCCAAGCAAUGGUGACCCCAAGGCCCAUACCAAGCUCUGCUUCUGAGAUGUCCUUGAAAAACAGUGAGAAUCAGUUGGGGUCCAGGAUCAUGAAGAAGCAAAACUCUAUGCCUCGUCUUAGGGAUGGAUCGGAGGAGGAGCUGGUGAGGAGGAUUGCAGAUAGCUGCGUGCAGACGGACGAUGAAGAGGGUGAGGACAGGUACAUGAACCGCAGGGGCAGGAGAACCAGGCGGAUCGCCGACUGCAGCGUCCAGACAGACGACGAGGAUCAGGCAGCUUGGGAGCAACCGGUUAGGCGCAGGAGAUCACGCUUAUCCAAACAUUCAGACUCUAGCGGCGAUGUCAAAUCCGAUGGAACCGCCAAAGUGUCCUCCUCCAGCAUAGCCAUUCAGACCACCAACGACUCCUCAUGCCAGACUGAGGCCGACCAGUUGGGCAGGAUCUCACCUGCAAUCCACAUCACUGCGGCUGAGACAAAUAAGGUGGAGCUGCUUCACUACAUCUCUGCCCCAGAGAGAACCCAUACGGGUGAGAGCUUGGCCUGUCAGACAGAACCGGAGGCCCAGUCUCAGGGGGUGGUGGCCCCUCAGCUCAGCGUCCCCACCACCAUCAGCCCAUAUUCCACCUCUAUGCAGAUGGUGGGCUCCACCCCACCUCCUCCCCAAGGGGUGGCUAAGUUUGAAAGGAGGAAACCCGACCCUCUGGAAAUCAACUACCAAAGCCAGCAGCAGAACGAGUCCCCGUCUCGCCAGCCUCCCAAGUCUCCCCAGGUGCUGUACUCCCCUGUGUCCCCGCUGUCGCCCCAUCGGAUGCUGGAAACCACCUACGCCUCCCAGGAGAAGCUGAACAAGGCGCACGUCACGCCCCAGCAGAAAGCUUUCACUGCAGAGUCUCCUCAGCGUCACCAGAGCCUCCCCAGACCUAUCAAGAGUGUGCAGCGCUCCAUGUCGGACCCCAAACCCCUCAGCCCCACCUCAGAAGACCCUGCCAAGAACAGGUUCUCCCCUUACCAUCAGCAGGCCCUCUCCAACAGUCAGAUGGCCACCCUGCAGCAGCAGCAGAACUCUCUGAUGAGAAAGGUGAAGAGGACCCUACCCAGCCCACCUCCAGAGGAGAGCCCUCUCCCCAUCGUCACCCCAGCCAUGUCCCACAUGUACAGCAGCUCCCCGGGGAUGCAGCCCCAGAGGGUGCUGCCCAGGCCUGCCCAGGGAGUCACCAAGGCCGGCCUGCUGAGCGAGCUGAAGGCCGUGGAGCAAGAGUCCACCAAGCUCCGCAAGCAGCAGCAGGAGCUAGAGGACGAGGAGAAGGAGAUUGACGCCAAGCUGCGGUACCUGGAACUAGGCAUCCAUCAGCGCAAGGAGACCCUGGUGAAGGAGAGGGAGAGGAGGGAGCUGGCCUACAUGCGCUGCAUGGGCGACGCCCGCGACUACAUGUCAGACACCGAGCUCAAUAACCUGAGGAUGGUGGCGGCCACGGGAACGUUCGACGGUAAUGGUCUGCUGACGAGGCCCAGCACUGCGCCACUGAGCCAGUUCCCCAACGACCUCUGCCCAGCCUCCCAGUACCCGCCCACCUCCUCCUACAUGGCCUAUCAGUACCCACAGAGCCAGCCCACGCCCACACAGCAGCCAACCGCUGCUUACCAACAGAUCGGUUUCCAGCCCCCUCAAUACCCUAUAGCCUCCCAGCCCCAGCCAGGCACCUUCCAGCCCCACCCACCCCAAGGCCCAGGCUACCAGACUCAGCCAAGCUACCCAGCCCAUGGGGGCUACGGCCAGACUUCCUACCCGACAGACCUGGGCAUGCAGCAGCAUGGCCACCAGGGUUUCCAGCCUCCCAACCCCUCUAUCCCGGGCCAGAACCUCUCCUACCCAGGCCAGAGCCCAUAUUCUGGCCAGGGCAUGUCCUUCCUGCCACAGGCUGAGAUCCUCACGGUCCACCAGAGGCCUCAUCAGACCUCCUUGGCUGACCUGGAACAGAAGUUGCCCACCAACUAUGAGGUGAUCAGUAACCCUGCUGUGUCGGUGGCCACAUCAGCUCCAGACACCGGCUUUGGCUCGGUCUAUGCCUCCAACACCAUGCCCAAUGCCUAUGGGCAGUACCGCCCCCCGGAGCCAGUCCUGACACACGGUGUGGAUAGCCCCACGUCGUCCUACGCUGCAGACGGCCUCUACACCGCAAACCUGGAGCAGAACAUCCCCAGGAACUAUGUCAUGAUCGACGACAUCAGCGAGCUGACCAAAGAGAACACAGGCUCAUCUGUUGACGUUCUGGGACAUCCUGUUGCAGGACGCUAUGGUGAGAAUGGCCCUGCGCACCAAACUGGCUAUGGCAAUGAGCCUGUGGACCCGUACAUGUCUGCAGGCACCACAGGCUACCACCAGCAGGGCUCUGUGGACCCUCGGACCAGCACCACUAUAGGUGGUGGGGGAUCUUCUUAUUACUAUGACGACUAUAAUAAACACCCCAGCACAACACGCCCGGGGACCCAGAAACACCCAUCCAAGAACCUGGCUCCCGCAGUUGUCUCCUCCGGUAAGCGCAGCAAGCACAGAAAGCAGGGCAUGGAGCAGAAGAUCUCCAAGUUCUCCCCCAUCGAGGAGGCACGGGACGUGGAGUCCGACCUGGCCUCUUACACCAUGACCUCCUCCACCGGCGGCAGCUGCACUGUGGUGUCUCGGUCCGGGGUGAAGAAGAGCGGCCACGACCAGCGGAAGUACUAUGGUGGCCACCCGGGAAGCCGGGAAGCCCUGGAAGAGGAGGACCGGAUGUACGGCUCGGGGAGGUCCCGGUCUACUGGCUAUGGCAUGGACAAGAUCUCCUCCAGGGACUCCUCCAGGAGCAAGUCCUACGAGAGGGAAGCCAUGGAGCGGUCUCAGAGAGGCGGUGGCGGACGGCCCGGACUGCGCACCCAUAACUCAGAGGAGGAGAGUCCCCUCAGCCCCGUGGGGAAGUCUGUGGGGGUCGGACGAGGUGGCACAGGGGUACCAGUGGACCCCCAUGACGUGAGGAACCAGUAUGGCUCCAGCCACUCCCUGCCGGAUGUCCAGGACCACCACAUGAAGGACCUGCCCAGGAGCCACGUGUACAAGCCAGAUGACCCAUAUCUCGUAGACGAUCAGCACGCUGCUGUGUCGGACAGUGAAGCCUAUCAUCUGGGUCAGGAGGAGACGGACUGGUUUGAGAAGCCAAGGGAGGCUCGCUCCAACCGCUCCAGACACCAUGGGAGCGCAGGGCACAUCUCCACUGGUAGACAACAGACCGGCGCCAACGUGAAGCACACCUACCAUGACUAUGAUGAGCCUCCCGAAGAACAGGACCUGUGGCCUCAGGACGAGUACAACAACCAACCUCGGCACCCCUCGUCCACCUCAUCAUCCCACGACCACCGUGGUCACCAAGGCAGCAGCGGCGGCAGCUCGGGGAGGCACUCCUCUUCCCGCCACUCCGGCGAGGAGCCUCGGACGUCCAGCCGCUCCUCCAGAACACACCCCAAAGACCAAUCCGCCCGCUCUGAGGGCCGUGGAUCCUCCUCCACCCAGAAGAGGGGAGGGUCGGAACCACGCUCCUCCCGGGAUGGCUACCGGGACCGGGACUCUGGAGACUACUCCUCUCGUGACCCGGCCACCGGCCACCACCGCGAGGGCACCAGUGGCAGGGGUCAGAAGCCGCCAGGUUCAUCCUCCAGGAGACAGGAAGGGGUUCCUUCUGCAGGGGCCAAGCAGGGUCUGGGGCAACAGCCCCAGGGUGGUCCAGGCGGGCAGCACCAACAGCCCCAGGGGGGUCCAGGCGGGCAGCAGCAACAGCCCCAGGGGAGUCCAGGUGGGCAGCAGCAACAGCCCCAGGGGGUCCAGGCAGGCAGCAGCAACAGCCCCAGGGGGUCCAGGCGGGCAGCAACAGCCCCAGGGAGGUCCAGGCGGGCAGCAGCAACAGCCCCUGUCAGGCAGACAGUCUGGAUCCCAGGGGCCAGACGGGGGCCAACCGGCCCAGCAGCAGCAACGUACCCAGCAGCAGCAGCCUUCCCAGACCAUAGCCGGGGGCCCUCAGGCCACUCCAGUCACUGCAGGCCCAGGACCCAUAGCAGGACCAGGGCCGGCACAACCGCAGGCUAAACCUGGCCAGACUCCGGCACAAGGCCGGCAUCCAGCCAGACCUACCGCAGGCCAGCCAACAACCACAGCCGUGACUUCUGCCACACCUGCAGCAACGAUUGGGGGGGCAGCAGCAGCACAGCCACCCAAGACAGCUACACCACCCCUCACAGGCAUCG
Molecule: messenger RNA, 12384 nt
Organism: Oncorhynchus tshawytscha (Chinook salmon)
Lineage: Eukaryota; Metazoa; Chordata; Actinopteri; Salmoniformes; Salmonidae
Gene: bsnb
Product: bassoon (presynaptic cytomatrix protein) b
Biological process (GO): protein localization to synapse; presynaptic active zone assembly
Cellular component (GO): axon; cytoskeleton of presynaptic active zone; GABA-ergic synapse
Molecular function (GO): structural constituent of presynaptic active zone; metal ion binding
Source: RefSeq, a predicted model, not a curated record